This is a messenger RNA of Daktulosphaira vitifoliae (grape phylloxera), 1367 nucleotides long. Its product is annotated as ubinuclein-2-like. The record is from RefSeq and is a predicted model, not a curated record. NCBI's taxonomy places the organism in Eukaryota, Metazoa, Arthropoda, Insecta, Hemiptera, Phylloxeridae. Gene Ontology annotation, cellular component: nucleus.
CCCAUGUAAACUCAAAAAUCAGUUUGUGAUUGUCGCCGAUCAUGUGUGGUUGUGUUUUCCGUUCUUGAAACAUGUGCUGGCUAUUAAACGUUGGCCGAUCGUCGAUGUUGUUAAUAUUGUGCGUCCGUCUAUCCUGUGAUAAUGUCAAAUAUAGUUACUGUUGAAAAGAAAUCGGAAUCCAAGUCUAAUCUUCAGUACUCUCCCACAAUUCGUAUUCAUGCAGACCUCUUUGAACCUACUGAAAGCAGAUAUCCUGUUUUCAACUAUCAGAAACUACUCGUCGAAGAAAAAAGACGACGUCGAAGAGAUCAACAGUCAAAUUUGUUUGACGACAAUGAUGAAUCAAUAAAACAAUUAGCUGAUCAUUAUGAGCAUAAAUAUGGAUCUACUAAUGUCAAAAAAAAGAAAAAGAAGAAAACUGCUUUCUAUAAUUAUUCAGAACUUGCAGCUGGUUAUGAUGAAAAUGAUUCAUUCAUUGAUAAUACUGAAAUAUUUGAUGAAGUUAUGCCUGAAGAAGUUGAAACAGCUCAUGGUGGUUAUUAUGUAAAUACAGGUUCUUUGGAAUUUAAAAAAGUUUAUAUUUCAGAAGAUUCUGAAGAUUUAAAAUCUAGUCAUCGUCGUAAGAAUAUUAUCAAUACUGUAUUAGAAGAUAGUGAUGAAAAACUUCCAAGUUUUGCUGCAUCAAAUAAUUCAGAUAAAGAUUCACCUCUUGAAACAAAGACUUCAGAGACAUCUAAAGGAUCAUCAGUUAGUUCUGAAGAUGAAAAAGAACCAAUUAAACCAGCAAAUUUAGUUCAGCAGUCUACUGUUUCUAUCAAUGGCAAGACUAAAAGAAGACAGUCUAUUGAUUCUGAUAGUGCUAGUUCUUUAAUUCCUACUAAAAAGAAAAAAAUGAACUCUGUUAAAGUAUUGUUACAAGAGAAAAGAAUUCAACUACCCGAGCUUCAGCCAAGCUGUUCAAAAGAUACUCAGUUUUCAUCAACUGUAGAAGCUCCAGUAACAGAGAUCAAUGUAAAUUCAAUCAACGAUACUAUUGAAUCUGUAAUUAAUGCAGCUUGUACAAAACAUCCAAAUUCAACAUCAAUCAGUGGUGAGAAUGAUGUUAAUCCUCAAAUUUUAAUGGAAAUCAUUGAAUCCCUUAAGACUGAAGCUAAAUUAGUAACUUCAAAAAACACAAGACUUUUUUCAGAUCAAAUGAAUAUGUUACUAUUAAGUCUUGAAUACCAAAAAGAAAUAUUUUCCUUUAAUGCUAAUUCAAUUUAUGAAAUGUUGGCUGUGUUUAUGGUAUGUGACAAAGAAAAACUUGUUAAACAAGUAAAUAAGUUAGUUGAUGCUGAAGAAGCUAAAAUUUCUGAUCUAAUUAUAAG